This is a messenger RNA of Phytomonas sp. EM1, 876 nucleotides long. The record is from the annotation of a GenBank genome assembly. Lineage: Eukaryota; Euglenozoa; Kinetoplastea; Trypanosomatida; Trypanosomatidae.
AUGUCAUUUCGCUUCAGUGGCCGCUCCUAUGCGCUUCUCGCACGGCCGCGUUUGACGUCGUCGUCGUCCUGCCACAUCGCGGCCCUCAACAACGCGAGGCGGAGUUAUUACUGGCCAUAUAGCGCGGACUUGGUUCCGAAAGACGCCACGCCCUCGAGUUUCCAAACGAGCUCCAGGCCGAGCGUGCGGGAGCGGGUGAUACGGGAAUACGCGUUAGGCCCGCUCUUCGGGGCGGCCACGCCGCUCUGCAUAUUGGGGUUUACUGGAUCGGCACGGGAGGUGAUGGGAGUGAAACGUGAGCUGCGUGGCGUGCUCGCGGAGUUGCUUUUAUGUGAAGAGGAUCAACUUCGUCUUGGGCCGCUCGCGCAGAUGAAAGAUAUGAUGUUAUAUCGCGGGAAUACGCCGGAAUCGCCACGGCUGGCGGACGGCCCCGGGAGCGGUCCGGCCGAAGCGCAACGCCGCCGCACCCGCUACGCACGACUUCCGAUUCAAGCGCGAACUUUGCUUGAUGUGUUUCUUUCGGAGGAGGUUGAGGCGGAUGAGGCGGAGCGCCGACAGCUUGGGAGUUUUGUUCAAGCAUGCCUCCUUUCCUCACCAACGCACGGGAUCCUGCGCGGUGAUCACGGAUGGUGUCGUAUACUCAACAAAGACGAGAUUUCAUCCUCGAAUGAUAUCAGAACGGCGAGUGAUGCGUCUUUGCAUGACGUGACUAGUGUUGUGAUGAGGCUUAAAGCUCUGGGAGUUGUCUACUGCGAGCUUUCCCCUGAAGGACGUGAAGAUGCGGAGGACUACACAUUUAAUGAGCUCCACGGAAAGGCAGUAGAGGAAGAUAUGAUAAAGCAGGUGAUGGAGAGGUGGGAACGGCGGUUAGUAUAG